Messenger RNA from Fraxinus pennsylvanica, 1500 nucleotides. NCBI's taxonomy places the organism in Eukaryota, Viridiplantae, Streptophyta, Magnoliopsida, Lamiales, Oleaceae. The record is from the annotation of a GenBank genome assembly.
AUGGAUUUUGAUUCCUAUUACGAAAAUGCCCGCGUCGCGGAAUUUAUCCACCGCCAUGGCUUCGCUAGAGUUGCUCUACAGUUUCCAGAUGAGUUACUGAAGGAUACGACACGGGUGGUGAAAUCUCUACGUGAGAAGCUUGAUUUGCUUUAUGUUGAGAAUGUGAAGUUUUACGUGAUGGCUGACACAACAUUUGGAAGCUGCUGUGUGGAUGAAGUGGGAGCAUCUCAUGUCAAUGCUGACUGCGUCAUUCACUAUGGCCAUACUUGUCUCAGCCAGACAUCAACUCUUCCUGCAUUAUUCAUUUUCGGGAAAGCUGCUAUCAGUGUGUCAAAUUGCGUGACUGACUUGCGCAAUUGUGGUCAGAGAAUUGGCAAGCCUAUUUUGGUUCUUUAUGGAUUGGAAUAUGCACAUGCAAUACAAGAAAUCAAAGAAGAACUAAUCUCCGACGUGCCAAGGUUCUUUGGAUCCACAUCUGGAUUAGAACCCCUUUAUGCAGAUGUUAGGUGUUCCAUUGUAUGGCCUCCAGAAACCUCUAAAUCUGAAAAUAGACUUAAAUUAGUUGAUAGCGAAGCUUCUAAUGGUCUUGUCAAUGGAACCAGUAUGGCUUAUGGCAUAGGAGGCUUGACUUGGAGUUUACCUGAAGGACACAAAAUGGAUGAUUAUUUGAUUUUUUGGAUUGGUUGGGACAAUCAAGCUUUUUCAAAUGUUGUACUACAAUUCAAUAGUUGUGAAAUAGUCAGGUAUGAUGCAACUGAAGAUUGCUUGGUUACUGAUGUAUCUCAGCAGAAAAAAAUUCUUAACCGCAGAUAUUAUUUAGUUGAGAAAGCAAAGGAUGCUAACAUAAUUGGAAUCUUGGUGGGAACCCUUGGAGUUGCCGGUUACCUUAAUAUGAUUCAUCGCAUGAAGGAAAUGAUAACACAAGCUGGGAAAAAAGCUUAUACUUUUGUUAUGGGAAGACCAAACCCAGCUAAACUUGCUAAUUUUCCCGAGUGUGAUGUUUUCGUUUUUGUCUCCUGUGCACAAACAGCUCUAUUGGAUAGCAAGGAGUUCUUAGCUCCCAUUAUUACACCUUUUGAAGCUAUGGUUGCCUUAUGCAGGGGCAGUCAAUGGACGGGAGAAUACGUGAUUGAAUUUUCAGAUUUGAUUGCUUCUCGUUCAUUUGAAGUAAGGAAAAAGUCAGAAGAAGCACGUUUCUCUUUCCUCAAGGGUGGGUAUGUGGAAAAUCUAGACCCAGAAGAUGAUGACACCAUAGAGAAGGAUGAGAUUCUUGCGUUAGUCGAUGUUACAGAAAAGGCUCUACUAGUACGUGAUAAUGACUCCCUCUCUAUGAAGAAGGCCGAUGCAAAGUCUGGGGCUGAAUAUUUUGCUACCCGAUCCUAUCACGGUCUUGAAAUUAAUGGCGACAACCGCUUACCAGAGGCAUUUUUGAUUGGGAGAAGUGGAAGGGCGUCAGGUUACGAGGAUGAGAAGACUAAGCAGCACAACUCUGUAACUUGA